AUCAUCAUCAUCUCACGGGCUGUUGCUUCCUCCUGAGGGACCGUCGACACUCUCGCAGCCUGCACACUACAACCGCGCAAUCUGGUAAUGCCACUCAGUUAUUGGCGGGCUCAGAUAUGCUGUAACGCGCGGCUGUUCGGGAUACUACGGAAUUACAGCCGCAACAAAUGAUGAUGUGACAGGCAUCGGGUAGAUAAUAAAAGCUCGCGGUGCAGUGAACGCGGCAUUUCUGCUAACGAAGCAAAGCCUCAGACGAGCCUUUUUCCCAGACGAACAGAUACAGUAGUGUUCACUACUGACUGACCGACAGCAGUCAUUCGGAAUAAUACCUGCACGUCGCUUUACCAACAUUCGGGGAGGAGGAAAAACAGGUUUUAAGAAAUUGUACUGUUGAGUGCCUGCAACCCAUGAUCCGAGUGUUAGGAGAAACCGCAGUUCAAACUAUCCAUGUCCUGUCAUCCUCUCUGCUCUCUUCUAAUGGUUUGAUGGAGAUCUGGUCGGAUGACAGCUGGAACUGUUGUCAUAACCGGAGGAAUUCUCGCAACAGUGAUACUCCUGUGUAUCAUUGCAGUGCUUUGUUACUGUAGGCUCCAGUAUUACUGCUGUAAGAGGAAUGAGUCAGAAGGGGAGGCGGGUUCGGUCGGAGAUCCUCAACCACAGUUCGCCUGUAACGCAUGCAGUGCUCCGGGAGUGGACGGGGCAGCCGUUACACCUCUAUCCCUACCCUACGACCCCGCUCCGCCGCAGAGCUACUGCCCCACGUGCUCACCCUACUACCUCCGCAGCUCGGAUGAGAUGCGAAACGGCGGCGAGCGUCUGUCCUACAUGCCCACUCACUACGAGAACCACGGCGCCACUGCCCUUGGUCUGGCCGCCAUGUACGGCCCCGUGCUGAGCCAUCGCAGUACGCCAGACUUUUACACCAAUACACGAGCCAUCAGCACUGACGUCUGAUCCUCUCAGACCUGGAGAUGGACCCCGGGGACAGAGCUUCUUCUGUGGACUAGAGCACUUGGGGCCGUGCCAUCUCCAUAAGCCAAGACCUACAGGAUGCCAUGUUAUUCUUACAGUACACACGGGUCUACGACCAGUCUUCCAUCAUCUUAUUUUAUUUACAGUACUGUUUACCUCUUUCUUUUGCACAUACCUCUUUUCCUCUGCUGUGAGGGAGUGUGUUAAAUGACAUAGUGUUUAUUGGGGGUUCUGGUGUUUUUAAAUGUAAGAACUAAAGGUGAAAAAGUCAGGUAAAUAGUAUAUUCAAUUUAGAAAAGACUGGUUAAAAAUGCUGGGUUUCAAAAAAACGAUUUGUGUUGGGACAACAUAACACAUGAAGGAAUUAAGUUGACUUAGUUUUUACAAAUUUAAGUGGAUUGAACAUGAAACAAUUAACUCAGCAGGCACACAAAUUCAUAGAACAUUAAUAUUAGGUUAGAUUUAGAUCAUGACAUCAGGUGACCAAAACUCAAUGUCUAGUCAGCGUCUAAGGACAACGUUAUUUUGAUGUCCAAUAACAACGUCAAAUUACGUUGAUAUUUGGUUGAUUUUAGGUUGUGUUGGAAAGUGAUCAAAAUCCAACGUCUGAUAAAAGUCAUAGUGGUAACGUCCACACAACGUUAAGGUGUAACAUGAAUAGAAGUUGAUAUUUGGUUGAUUUUAGGUUGGACAUUGACAUCGGCCUGACAUUGGGUUUUAACAUCAACCCGAUUUUCAUUUCCGAACAAAAUUCAACGUCCCCACGACGUUGGGGUACAAUGUCAAUAUGACGUCUCGUGCCUGCAGGAAAGUUGUCUCCAAAAAAACAUCAACAAUUUUGUUGUUUCAGCUCAUUUUUAAAUAAAACAGCUAUUUUUUUUUAAUGUAGGAAAUGGAGCAGAUGAAGGAAGCUUUUUAGGCUCAUCUCAAGUGUUUUGUUUUUUAUGGUGACAUAAAAGGCAAACAUUCCACACAAGUUUUUAAUGGCUUUAAAAAAAAAGUAUCUUUCUUGGAAAGAGCAUGACUUUCAGCUUUAUCUUAAUAUCCCUGAUAUGCUGAAUUUGUUUAUGUUGAAACACCUAUUUUACGAUGGGAAAUUAACCAAAACGUGAUCGUCUUCCUGUGUGUUGGUGUGUUGGGAAAAUGUCAAAUGAAUUACUGACGAUGAAUAUAUUGGUCAAUUUAUAGUUGAUUGUUUGUCACAUCGUGAAAUUCACAAUGGCACAGGGUGAGAUGUUUGAUAAAAUAUAUAGUAUGAUUGAGGCUGGAGUGAUAUAUUGUUCAUUCUGACGUAUUUCCUUGUCCACCACAUGUUAUAAUUAUCAGCUUUUUAAGGUACACUGUAAAACCCAACAGUCAACUUUAUCAAAUGAAAUGAGUGUUGUUAACUCAAAAUGUACUGAAAGUUAAUUCUACUAAAAAAAGAAAAGAGUUUUGAACUCCGUGUUGAAGGUAAUGAGUUAAUUAAAUACCUCAUUAUUUCAACUUAAAUGGAGUAAGUUCACAGUACUCAUAGAUUAGUUUUUUAACUCAUAUGAUAGCAAUCUGUUUCCUCAAACCUUUUGAGUCGCCUUAACUUAUUGGGCUUUACAGUACUCAGUUGGUUUGAGUUCUCUUCAUUUAUUGGGUUUUACUGUGCUCAAAUUGCUUUGUUUACUCAAAUGGAAUAAGUUCACAAUACUCAUUAGCAUUCAUUUUUUAACUUAAAUGGUUUGUUGCAAUCCAUUUACUCAAAUGGUUUGAGUUACCUUAAUUUAUUGGGUUUUAUAGUGUAGCAUUUCAGUACAGUUGCUCUGUUGAUUUCCAGUGUUGUAUAAUUGUCAGAUUUAUACAUGGCAUUUUUUGCUCUUCUUGAGCAAAUGACAGGAAAAUUUGGAAAACAUUCUCGUCCCUGUUUAUGAUACAAUUUUUCCCGUGUCUUUGCAAAUGUGUUUAUGUAAAUUAUUAUAUUUUCUCACAUAUUUGUUUCAGUAGCGAUCGGUUUAUGAAUUGUGAUGUCUAUAUUCACUCUUUGUUUGUAACUGGAUCACAUUAGUAUAACAGGAUGGCACUUCUAUUUUACUUAUAAAAACUUUGGGUGAUUAUGUUAAAAAAUCUGGAAGUAUAUCAGUCUAUGGUUUCAAAUAUUGAAGAAAAAAAAAAGAGUAGCCUAUUGUCCACUUAUUUCACAGAAGGCUUUUGAAUAUAAAUAAAGCAUUUAUAAAUGCCUGUAGACUUUUAUAAAAUUGGUCAAUUGUGAUCAGAGUAAUAAAAGCCAUUUCACGUCUAUAUGAAUAUCUGUAUAUAAAGAUCAAAUUAUUUCAAUGCUUGAAAUGUUUCCUAUCAAGUGUAUCUGUUUCUGUAUCUUAUGCUGACUGCAAAUGCUUCUGUCUCCUUUAAGUGCAUUUUUUCUUCCAAAUUUCUGUUCGCCACACUGAAAGAUCC
Messenger RNA from Danio aesculapii, 3396 nucleotides. RefSeq names its product family with sequence similarity 163 member Aa (gene fam163aa). Lineage: Eukaryota; Metazoa; Chordata; Actinopteri; Cypriniformes; Danionidae. The coding region runs from base 502 to 954 and encodes 150 amino acids. The transcript is spliced from 4 exons. The record is from RefSeq and is a predicted model, not a curated record.